GUAAGUGAUCACGAAUCGGGCUUUCAGUUAUUCCUCUUUCCCUGAGAUUGGAUCCCUGCCAUUUUCUCAACUCUUCAACCUCAUUUUCCGUCAUUUCACUCUCAAACCAUGCCGGAAUCCGACGAACAACCACCGCCAUCGACGCCGUCAACGGCGUCCACCCCACCUGUUUACAUACAUCCACGAAGAGAACCUUUCGAACACGGCCUUCUCCCUAUCCCUAAACUUAUCUUCACCGACGGAGCUCAAACUCUCAUUCCAAUUCGCGAUAAGCUCCUAUCCUUAUCAUCUGGAUCGACACAUAGAGUUAAUUUUGAAGCAAUUGCUGAAGCAUUUCAGAUCUCACAUGACCAUGCUCGACUUGUCAUUGAGACAAUCGCCUCGGUUCUCCACUCCGAUUCUGAUCCCAGCGUUACCGCUAAGCCAUCAGAUAUCGGUUCCAUUGGUAUCAACGUGUUUGAUUUGAUGAUUUUUUUGUACAUUCAGAGUUAUAAAAGGUUGCUUCCUAAAGGACAUAAGGAUUCCGCUGCAGUAGCUGAUGUUUGGCCUUCUACUUCCGCAUUUGAUGGUUUCUUAUCGGCUCUUUCGCCGUUGCAGCUUGUGCGCAGCAAUAGUCGUCGGUCUAUGCCAUCACAGGCUGAUGAAGAGGCUCAUCAAUUAUCCUAUUUACAGAAACACUUGGGAAACAUUCUGUCUCUUUUGGCAGAGUCGGUGGAAGGAGAUGGUGAAGAAUCACUGGUUUUGUCCAUGGAGAAAUUGGAGCAUCUUGGCUUCCUAAUCUAUUUUGGUGAAAAGGGAUCUGAGAGAAUCCCAUUGAGUCAGAAUGCUCCAUUUUUUGCCAAUUCAGAUCCAGAGAUGCCUGCUGUUCCUGUUCCUGCAGCUCAAGUACAUGACUGGCUUCUAGAAAAUAUAGCCUCUGCUUUGACACGAAUAACCGAGAGGGCUUCAGCAAAGGAAAAUGGACCAACUAGUGCCUCUGAUCAGGAUGUGCCAAUGGCUGAUGUCUCUGCAAGUUCAGUGAAGAGUUCGCCAGGUCCUAGAGGUCCAAGUUCCAUUGAAGGAAUUUCUAAAUCAUCAUAUGUAAGGCUGCCAAAUGACAUUAAGGGCUCCUCUGUAAAGGUUAUCAAUUGCCAUGAAUCAGUCAUUUAUAUUUUAGCUCCUUUGAAAUAUGCGACAGUGUAUGGAUGCUCUGAUGCAACUAUUGUCCUGGGAGCUGUAGGCAAGGCUGUCAGAAUUGAGCACUGUGAACGUGUACACGUGAUUGCAGCAGCAAAACGUAUUUGUAUUGCCAAUUGUCGUGAAUGCGUAUUCUUCUUGGGAGUAAACCAAACACCACUUCUUGUUGGUGAUAACCAUAAAUUGCAAGUGGCUCCAUACAAUACUUUUUACUCGCUACUGGAGGAACACCUGAAGCAAGUUGGUAUUGACCCAACCAUCAACAGAUGGGAUGCACCUGUAGCACUUGGUGUCGUUGACCCACAUGAUUCACUGUCACAUCCUGCUGGUGUGUCUGAUGUUCAAACUGAGUCUGCCAGUCCAGUGGACCCUGAUCAGUUCACUAACUUUUUGAUUCCAAACUGGUUUGAAGGGCAGCAAUCUGGGUCCACAAAAGAUAAUCCAUUCCCCUUACCGGAUGCUUAUUUGGCAUCCCAGCAGAGAAAUCACAAGAACUUGGAGGAGACUAAGAAUAGUUUGAAGGACAUCGACCUUGACGAGAGUCGGAAACGGGAAGUAGCAGCUGCUCUCCAUGUGUGCUUUAAAGACUGGUUAUAUGCUUCAGGAAAUAUACGGCAACUAUACUGUCUUCAAGGAGAAUAGUGUUCUGCACGAUGUUUCGCAAGUGUAGUAAGGAUGGUAACUCUCCCCUUCCGUUGUAGAUUUCAGUUUCAUCCGCCACAGGUUCCUCCCUGCCAUUUUUGUUGGUGCUGAAAGCAGCUAAGAAUUUGAUGCUAUUGCAAUAUUUGGCCGUGCAGCUUACAGACAAGUUACCCUCUAGAACUCUUGUGCAGUUUAUAACCAGAAUGCCUCAUGACUUGAACCGUGUUACUUCUUUCUUUUCGAAACUGAACUGUCUUGUACUAAUAUGGAAGUCAAAAUAUUUAUAGUUUUCAGUUUCCCCUUUUUAUGCAUUGGUCUUACUAGGUCCCAAACUUUUAGAUGAGGAUUAAUCUGUUAUUAUUUGCUUUGUUUGGGUUCCUGUAUGCUAAUAAGAGAUGCAGAAUACCUUGCUGA
Solanum dulcamara is the source of this 2232-nucleotide messenger RNA. RefSeq lists its product as uncharacterized. Lineage: Eukaryota; Viridiplantae; Streptophyta; Magnoliopsida; Solanales; Solanaceae. The record is from RefSeq and is a predicted model, not a curated record. The transcript is spliced from 9 exons. Bases 109 to 1818 code for a protein of 569 amino acids.